UUCACUGUUGUUUCUUUCUUUUCUCUUCCUUUUUUUUCCUUCCAGUAAAAAAGGUGAUCAGAAUUUAAAACAGGACCAUUGCUUUCGCGGAGAUUUGUUUAUAAACACAUGAGCAUUCGGGAUCAGGAAAAUUAAAUUAUUACAGAUUGUAGAAAUUAUUAGGAUCGAAAAUUGGAGAGUUUAGGAGUUGAUUAAAUGGCGAUUUCACUAGAGAGUUUACGAGAUUUUAAGGCGAUUGAGUUUCGUGCACCACCUCCAUCGCCUGUCGGUCCAGGACACAGAUCAUCUGUCGCGAAUGAUGACGUGCUGUCAGAAUUUCUUGAGCAUUCGUUACGUGUGCCUGACUUGGUGCUUCCUGAUCGAGUGUUCCCGCGCCAAAAACCAGCUCAAAAGCCUCCAAAACUUGAUUUUAAGUCACUGGAGUUCAUGGAUCAUGAUUCGUUCAUUUCGGUUGUGGAGUCAAUAGGCCAAAUAGGCUGUUUUGAGCUUGUUAACCAUGGUGUACCAAAGGAACUUAUUGAAUCGGUUACAAAUGCAGGUGCUGGAAUAUUUGAAAUAUCGGAUGAAAAGAAGGCAGAGUUGUUGAGGUCAUCCGAGAGGCCUUAUGGAUUCGUAGAGUCUCAUGGCGAUCAAGAGGAAAAAGAAAGGAGUGAAGAGUUUGUUUGGUGCUUAGACAAAGCGAUGAAGCUGGAAAUGGAGGGAUUCAUGCCUCAUCAACAUUCGAAUUUCAGCAAAGAAAUGGAAAUGUUAUUCUCUGAAAUUAAAAAGGCAGGCGAAAAAUUUGUGAAAAUUCUGGAGCAAAUUUAUAAUAGGAACUGGAAAUACGAGGAACGGGGAAGAAGAAAGGAGCAAGAACAGAUUGGUUCGAUUUGUUAUCUGUACAAGCACUGCCACAAUUUACCGGAGAAUCAGAACGAAGGCGGCAGCAGUUCUCUGAAAUAUGAGGUGAUCAGAAUGUUGAUAAGGGGAUCGGAAUAUCCUCAUGCAUUAUGUUUCCACAUCUGCCAUGGAUCUUCUGAGUUUCAUCUCUACUCGAAGAAAGGCUGGCUGACUUUUAGCCCUGACAAGGAUGCUCUGGUAGUCACCGUCGGUGAUCAACUACAGGCAUGGAGUGGUGGAAAUUACAAGCAUGUGAUCGGAAGACCGAUCUUCAGCAGUGAAGUAGAGAGAAACUCCGACGUUUCGAUGGCUUUUCUCUAUUCACCUCCAACUGAAAGCUUCCCUGCUGAGGAAGAUGAGCAGGGGAAAGCAAUCUCUCUGAAGCAACAAGCAUUAUUUGCUUUAUUGCUCAUGGUUUUUUACCAUUUCUUUUUCUGAGUACGUAAAAUGUUUUGCUUCUACUACGAUCAUCAACAAGAGAUAAUAUAUCGAUUUUUCAAGACUA
Molecule: messenger RNA, 1384 nt
Organism: Daucus carota subsp. sativus
Lineage: Eukaryota; Viridiplantae; Streptophyta; Magnoliopsida; Apiales; Apiaceae
Product: 1-aminocyclopropane-1-carboxylate oxidase
Exons: 3
Coding region: 196-1317 (373 amino acids)
Source: RefSeq, a predicted model, not a curated record